AAUUUAGGCCCAUUUUCUGUGCAAAGAUUUUCAUUCGGCCUUGGUUCUCUUUUCAAAGGAAAAAAGCAGCACACAUUAUAAAAAUUAAAAAAAAAAUACAAAGAAUUAAAAAAAUCCCCACAAAAGUUAGUCUUUUCAUGUAUUUUCCUGUACUCACGUCAUGCCUGUGCGGUGACGUCACGACCGCACAGGGACUCUCAGACCAAAGAGAGGUGAAAAAAAGAAAAGAAAGAGUAACAGAAGUAGUCAAGGCGCUUGUGGAAACAGGAAGCAAAGAGUGGGUGACGCCAAGCAGGUCAAAAACUUUCAGAAAGGGACAAUUCUGCCGUGAUUUUAAGCUCUGUAUACUGUCAACACUGCGGUUGUUUAGAGCGCGAGGACUUUCCGUCCGUUGCCUGGACACCCGCUCGCGCUGAAGUGGACGAACCAACGGCUACGAGAUCAGAGGGCUCGGUUUAUUUACUCCCCCUGGCCGCUCACCACACAGGAAUUAACCAUAAGUUAGCGUCAUUGUAUUGGAAGUUCCAGAGUGAAGGCACGCGCAGGCAGGCUGAGCUAGCGCGCGAGCUAUCGACUUAGCCGCUAAUGUCAACUAAAACAUGGAAGGAGAGGUACAUGUGUUACAUAACAUCCAAACGCAAUUAUAUCAUCGACUUUUGACACCCCUGAAGCACAGGGUGAUUUAAUCGCCAAAGAGUAAAAUAUUCGCGAACACAUCUUGUUUUUGGGAGAGAUGGAGUCCAACUCGCUCAUCAGUGCGAUGGAUCCGUCCAUUACAUUAUGGCAGUUCCUGCUACACCUGCUGGAUGAUCAGAGUCAGAAGCACCUGAUCUCCUGGACGUCUGGGGAUGGGGAAUUCAAGCUGCUGGACGCUGAGGAGGUGGCCAGACUCUGGGGGCUGCGCAAGAAUAAAACCAACAUGAACUACGAUAAACUUAGCAGGGCACUUCGUUACUACUACGACAAGAAUAUUAUCAAGAAGGUUAGUGGGCAGAAGUUCGUCUACAAGUUUGUGACCUUCCCCGACCCCAACUCUGCUGAUGGGCUAAAAGGGACUGAGGAUGCCCAGAAGGCCACUGCAGGGGACAAAUUGGAGCUGUCCAUCCAGACCAAAUCUGUAGAUGGCACAAACACCACCACCACAUGUCUGAGCAAGAACCUGCAGGUACAGCGCUCCUCCCCCAGCUCAGUGCAGCGCAGCUCCCGCAACGAUUACAUGAAGUCUGGCCUGUACUCCACCUUCACUAUCCAGUCCCUGCAAAUGCCUUGCAAAACCACAUCCAAACCCAUCAAAACAGAGCACAUACUGAGUGAUGGCAGCCCCAAAGCUGCCCAUCUGGACCGGACAGUACAUGAGGUGCGUGUCUGUCAGACAGAAGGACAGCAGGGUAGUGUUCAGGCCCAGUCGACUGUAGAAAGCAGUAGUCUGCAGGUGAUAGUCACCCACCCGUCUCCAUGUGCUACACCUGCCCUCAGCCCUCAGACACCCUCCAGCUCUACCACUGCAACCACGCUCUCCAUUCCACAGAAUGCUCAAGCACAGAAGAGCCAGAGUCUGGGUGACCCACCACAGAUCUACCUGUCUGAUCCCAGCUCUCUGACUUCCCUCAUUCCUCUGGCUCAUGGAGAGUGUGUGGUCAACCCCUCUCAGCCUGUGUUUGUGGUUAUUAAACCUUCUGUAGGGCUGCCCAAAGAGUCCAGCUUCCCACCUGAGGAAGACCUGCUGGAGAUUGUCAAUCUGGAUGAAAAAUCAGAUGUUGAGGUGAACAGAUGUGUCACAGUCAUUUAUGAAUCAUUCAGUGCUCAGCCAGUCUCAACAGUACCUGUGUCUGGAGUUACAGAUGCCCCCAUCCAUGUAGACACCCCGUCACCCUGUGUGGAGCCUGCAGCCCAGCCCGUCUGGGAAGGAGAGGUGAAAGAGAAGCCUGAACUUCCUGAGGACACCAACACUGCUUCAAUAUCCCUCCCAGCAAACCAACAGGAAGUUCAGCCUCCUAAAUCAAAGAAGCCACGUGUACUGGAGCUGCCAUCCUCUUCCACGCUGCUGCCUCCUGGACUCUCACUGGACAAAGUCAAUGCAGCGGUGAACAGUCUGCUGGCCCCUGGCAGUGCCACUAACAGCUUAACACCCACAGUCAUCACCUCACAUGCCCUGACUCCAGUGCUGUUGACACCGAGUCCUCUCCCAUCAACCAUUCACUUCUGGAGCACGCUCAGUCCAAUCGCUCCACGCAGCCCUGCCAAGCUCUCCUUCCAGCUGGACUGCUUCUCAGAAAAGCAUGUGAGCAUCCUCUGGUGGACAGUGACCGCAGUGCAGAGUUUUGAAUGCACAUAGGUUGUUAGGUUUACAUGAACAGUUCCCUUCCAACGGAAGCAAUCAGAUCCAGAUCCCAGCACUGAGUGUGGACGGCCUGUCCACGCCUGUCGUUCUCUCCCCUGGACCACAGAAACCAUAACAUGGGAUUAAUUCCCUUAAAUUCUAUUGAUGCUAUUUGCUCCCUUCCCAGCCAGUGAGGUGCUGAGGACCAGCAAUGAAAAGAUGGAACACUCCAUAACAAGUUCUGCUUGAUGUUGGGCGGAGCGUCUGCUCCAAUGAUGACUCUGCAAGAGGAGUGCACUCUCAGCUGUCCUUCGUGAUUGGUUGACGGAGCAGCCUGGUUCUGGGCUUGUUGGUGGCAUUUCAUAGGAGUAUUUGCUCUUUUUAUUUCUCAUUUUAUAAUAUAUUUAUUUAUUUUUGUUGUCUCAAGACAGUAUGAUUCUAGUGCAUCUUGAGAUGCACUUUUCUGAAUUACGUUUUGAAUCGAGAACUUUGGUGGUCUCAUUUUUUAAAUAUAUUUUUUCACCAUAGCAUAGUGAGUUAUGGACCAGACUAGGUAAUCUUUCAUUGAAUAAGGGCAUACUUUACAGAUGGCACAUUGCUUUCUCAAAAACUUUUUCCUUACUUUGUGAAAAUGGAAAGCAUGCUUUUGAAGUCUGACAGAAGACGUUCACUCGCACGGGUUAUCACAAGUUUAGUUCAUUCUUUGGCAUUACAGAAACUCAAUUUGUACAAGAAGCAACACUGUUGUUUUAUACAUUCUGUAUUGUUUUUCCAUGGACAGAGGAGUCCUUUUGCUGAAGAGGCAUUGAAAAUGCCCAAGGAAUGUCAUGGCCAUUCCCAGGAUUUGAAGAGGCAGAACCAGGGGAGGAAAAGAUACAGAAUAAUUGCUCAAAUAUCAAGAUCUGGAAUGUAUUGAUAUUAUCUAUUUCUUAUGACAUCAUUCUUUUAUUUCAAAACUUUCAUCUUGUAAAUACACUUUGCACCCAUUCCAAGUUUUGACCGAUUUGAUUUUUGUUUUUUUUAAUCAUUUUAUAAAGGAGCCCUUUCUCUGGCAGCAUCUAAAAAGAAGAAGGUUUCAAAAGUGUCGCGUUCGUGGUUUUCACAAAAACGCCGGAGGAGACCAAAGACCAGCUGUUUAUAUACAAACCAUCUCAGCAUCUUUAUCUAUUUGUCAAAAUGUAUCUCUUUUUUCAUUCUCAGUCUCUCUCGCUCUCCAUCUUGCUGUCAUUCUAUUUUUAACCUGCCGCAUCAAAGGGCUAUAACCUUCACGCUACCAAAACACUCACUUUUAACACUGUAUAUAUAGCUUAUACAUCUGACACGCCAGCUACAUGUGUAAUACUCUUUGUAAAUAUUUGAAAUAAUUUAUGGCAGAAUGAGCGGUAUGUAGCUUCUGCUGCUUUUGAUAUUGUUAGUAAUUUUGUGUUAACUGUGGCCGCCUCUUAUGCUAUGUUUGUCUGAUGUGUUAAAAUCACACGUACGGUUGUCACUUCAAAGCUGUCAACAGCUCGAUGUGUCAAAGUGAAAGUCGAGGCAGGCACGCAAAUAUGUUGUGACUUUUUUUUACUGACAAAGCAAGCCAACAAUUAUUUGCAUAUAUUUUUGUGCUUGAAGUUUCCAAGUGUGUGAAGCUCAAGUUUUCUGGUGGGAAAUCAUGAUGGUUAUAUAUAGAAUUCUAUAGAAAGCUGUAUUGUUUAUGGACAGUAACUGCCUCCACGCAAUGCAGCCUGAUUUUGCCUAGCUCACACUGUCAUCCUUAUUUUAGAUUUGAACCAUCAGUGUCUUUGCGUUUGGAACAUUUACACUAUUUAUAUCUGUGCUUUAGUUGUUUUAAAGAGACUUCUUGUUUGAUAUCUGCGUAAUUGUAAUGAAUUGGGAGGUUUUGCUCAUUGUAUGGAGCUUUCGCUCUCAUGUGCCUCCUCUUCAAGUUCUUAGAUUGUGUUUUUUGCUCUUCUUAGGGUGCAAGUACGUAUUUCUUAAGCAUGACGCACCCCAUGACUGAUUUGUUACAUUUUAAACCAAUUCAAACUGAACUAAUCUCAGUUGAUGACUGUUUGCUUUAGGUAAAGCUCUUGAGAAGAGUUUUGAAGAAUCAGUAUGUAGAUCACUGAUUGUUCACCGCAUAUCUUGGUGGGCUCUGAUAAAAAUGGCAGUUUCAGUAAGUUGUUUACAAUGGAAGUUAAUUGGGUCAAUCCAUAAACAUUAAAAUACACACUGUUUCAAAAAUAUAGCCACAAGACAUAAACAUUAUACAUUUUAACAUGAUUUUAGUGUGAUAAAAUCGCUUACUAGUCUUAUCAAUGUAAAGUUAAAUCCAAUAUUACAUCUUCGUCGCUAUAACAACACAAUGCCGGUAAACCUUGUAAGUGAUUUUAUUACACUAAAAUCAUGUUAAUCCUUUAAGCUAGAAAAAAAAAAAAUGGUCAAAAUAUUGAUAACUACAGUCUUGACCCAAACAAAAUAGGUAUCGUUUGAAAGAUUAGAAGCUGUACUUUCCAAUGCAUGCAGGCAUUAUCACCAAAACUGAACAAGUGCUUUGAAAUUUGCAGAUAAAUCAGAAGUGUUCCGUUUUGAUAAUUUAUUAAUCAUUUUGCACUAUGCAUAUUAUUGCAAUCAGUAAAAGCAUCAAACUGAUCAAAUAGCCAUGUGUCAUAUGUUGUUGGAAAGUUCUCGAGUAGAAUAUAACCAGCCUAUUAGUAUACAAAAUAUAGUGAGUAAUAGCUAAGUAUAUGUCUUUAAUUAUGUUGGUGUUGCAUAUAUGCUGCAUUUUCGCUUAUAACUUAGUGCUAUAACUUUUGACUGCUUUGUUGCAUCAACACACAUUUUUUCUUAAAUACAGUUGACAUGAUUGGGAACAAAACAAAAGCAGUUUUUCUGAGCUACCUUAUUUAUACCCAGAAAUUUAUAAUGUCAAAUAAGAAGAAAAGUACAUUUCAGCAGUUUCUUAGGCUGAGAGUCUCAGAAUUUAUCAUAAUCUAUAUUAUUAAAAAAUGUGAAAAGUUUUCUUUACAAUGAUACCAAACGCCCUCCUUGUUUUUUUGGUUUGGUUUGGUCAAGUUAUAAGCCUUUCAUUUUCGGUUUGUAACGUUUAUGGACUUUUCCCAAUUCAUUUCCACUCCUAUAACCACAAUUAUUAUAAUUUGGUUUAAAUAAGCAAGGGACGAGUUAAAAUAAUUUUCUGUGAUAAUCAACAGUACAAUUAAGCUUAACUUGUAUUGAACACUGAACAUUCCUUUUAUAGGAAUAGUUUGCCCCAAAAUUUAAAUUGUCAACAUUUACUCACCCUCAUGUCGAUCCAAAAGCCAUGUGGCUUUUUUCAUCCCAUUGAACACUAAAGGAGAAAUUAGGCAGAGUGUUACCCUUAGUCACCAAUACAAUGAAAGUGAAUGAGACUAAUGUUGUGCCUAACGUCUCCUUUUAUUUCCCACAGAAGAAAGUCACAUGGGUUUGAAAUGCAUAUGCGUGAGUAAAUGAUGACAGAAUUUUUGUUUUUGGGUGUACUAUCCCUUUAAAUCCACAGAGCGGCCAGACCCUAGUAUCUGUUUUGGGUUAGGUUGGAUCGAAUUACACAAAUUGAUUUUCAUAGGUAAGUUACUUGUGGUUCCUUUGUAAUAUAUAUUAGGCAAAAUAAUAACUAAGCCUGCAAUAUCAAAUAGCUCACUGAUUUGAAUUUAGUGAUUUGCGAGUAAUACUUUUCCCCAUUCAUAAUCUUCAACGUGGUGUGGCAAGUCUGCAGUACUGAAAUAUAAUGUCUGCUUUCAGCCAUCUGUCACUUUUUCUCUUAAACUUGUCCGGAUUUCCGGGAAGUGGAUUGGACUGCUUGUGCCUCAGAAUGUCUGAUUCAUUUCAAUGCUCUGUAAUGCACUGCGAAUGCGUUUUAACAGCUGAUGUCUUUGAGCUAGAUGACUCCUUUCCCGUUAUGAUGCUGCUGCUGCUGUUACCUUUACUGUACAUCAGAACAGAUCAAUAUACUGUGCACAAUUCCCUGAAUUCAACUAUUAGAUAGUGAUGACUUAAUUUAUACCCAAACAAGGGAUGUUUACAAAGCAAGUACCCUUAAAAAGUUCAAAAGCUUACAAAAGAUAAAAAUAGCAAGCCAUAUGUAUUUAAAACCUUUUCUGUUUUCGAAAAAAAAAUAGAAUAUAGAUAUGAUCGAAAAUGUAUUAUACAUAAAUAUAUUUUGAAAGACAUUAGAAUAGUGUUAUGGUCAGUUAUGCUCUGAAUUAAGACAUUUGUGCUGUUGUCUGAGAAGAAAAAGAGGUUUAAUAUUGUAAUUCUAAUGAGCUUUUGUCAUGUUGAUAAAAUAGCUGCCUCUUUUCAGAUAAUAAAAUUAAUGCUGCACGUCUCUGGACCUACAAAGACUGUUUGGGUAUCCUAAUACCACAUUAAAAUAAGCCUUAAAGUUGGAUUCCUGGUUAUGUGCUCAUCCAGUGGCAUCCCUUACUUUGUUCUUAAAACAGAAAAGUCCUCCCAGAAUAAUAUUUUCAUGUGGACAUCAGUAAUAUUGUGCUUAUAACAAGAAAAGCUCUUUUUAAUGAAAAUAAUAUUAAACUGAUCCCAGUUUCCUUAUCAGAAUUGUGCAAAAAUGUUAUUUGUGCAAGUUUUAAUUGUGCAAAAAAAUUGUGGUGACCAGCAUGAAGUAAUUGUUCUAGUUACUGAAACCUUUAUGCAAAUGAAGACACAUGUUACAUAAAAAAAGCCAUUUAUUGAUUCAUUGAUUUGACCAUAGGCACAGUGUUUCCUUUGUGAAGGAGUGUCUCUAAAUUAUUUCCAAAUACCAGCAUUUCUUGCCACUAAUGUAAAAGUUGCCAUUGUAAGAGUUAUCAAUAUUUCUUAUUGUAACAAACCCAAGUACCAAACUUGAGAUGGAGUUGAAACCAUUGUGGCUCAAAACUGUUAAGACAUAUUUGCCUCAUUUUGCUUUUCAAGUUAGUGAAUUUGAACAUCUGCUGUGUCAGAUGCUGUAAUAAGUCUUUUCACUUGUUUUUCUCUUUGAAAUGUUACGUGGGAACUGUUAUGUGUUGUAUUACUAUAUUCAAUAACGUGUUGGGAAAUUUUGCGCUAUGCGUAUAUUUGUGUAAAAACUGUCCACUAUUAGUGUGAAGUAAGCAUACAGGCCUGUUCGACUCACAGACACUUGGACUGUUGGGAAGCAGGUCUUUGUGGCCUGAGCUCCCUUUUUCCUGGAUGAGAAUAACUCUCUGGGGGUUUAUUUCAUAAAGGGACGGAGAGGCUUUUAUUUUUCUGAACUGUCUAAAUACUAUAUUAUAUGUACUGGAAAGAGAGACAAAACUAUUUUUCAUCUGCACAUUCUACUUUGUGUAUGUGAUAGAUAUUAAUCUUGUUUUCUAAAGACAAAAGAGACCUGGAACUCCUAGGAAAAGUAAAUAAAUGCUAUUUUGUUCUUUA
Messenger RNA from Myxocyprinus asiaticus (Chinese sucker), 7729 nucleotides. RefSeq names its product ETS domain-containing protein Elk-1-like. Gene Ontology annotation, molecular function: sequence-specific DNA binding; DNA-binding transcription factor activity, RNA polymerase II-specific. Lineage: Eukaryota; Metazoa; Chordata; Actinopteri; Cypriniformes; Catostomidae. Gene Ontology annotation, biological process: cell differentiation; regulation of transcription by RNA polymerase II. The coding region runs from base 734 to 2335 and encodes 533 amino acids. The transcript is spliced from 10 exons. The record is from RefSeq and is a predicted model, not a curated record. Gene Ontology annotation, cellular component: nucleus.